Molecule: messenger RNA, 2580 nt
Organism: Papilio machaon (common yellow swallowtail)
Lineage: Eukaryota; Metazoa; Arthropoda; Insecta; Lepidoptera; Papilionidae
Exons: 15
Coding region: 1-2580 (859 amino acids)
Molecular function (GO): serine-type endopeptidase activity
Source: RefSeq, a predicted model, not a curated record
AUGGUAACCCAGAAAUGGGAAAAGACAAAGAGAUGGGAAGAUGAUCUACCAAAAGGGUGGAGAAGAUUAGCCAGGGACAGUUGCAGCUACGAUUUCUUGGAUAUAUCCGAGGCAGGUUUCGAAAAUGAGACCGAAAACGCAGAAGAACGGCUCCUGUCUGAACACCAACAUGUUUUUAGCCACGACAAUGAGGUAUGGGAAGAAAUGGGCACACUCCUCCCGGAGUCAGACUCAAUCAGUGCUGGCUGGAGACGGGACUCUGGUCCAGGGUCUGGAUCCCGGCGCGUGUGCGGCGACUGGAGCGGCAAGCUAAAGUUACUUCGAUACCAGUCUCGUACUAAUGCGCUGCGCCUGCGCUUCCGGACAGAUCAUUCAGGACACUACGCUGGAUACAGGGCCAAGAUUACUGUCGCUGACUCCCAAACAUGCAUGGACGCUAAGCAAGUGCUGUUCAACGGACACUGCUACCUUUUCUCCGGCUACCCACGCGCCUCGUGGAUCACCGCAAAACAAGUAUGUGAAGGUCUGAACAUGCAUCUCUCUUCAGUCCACUCCGCGGAAGAAGAACGGUUCAUUGUUUCCGGCAUCAGACAGAGUAGUGAUUACAGCGCUGGCGCGAUCUACUGGCUGGGGGCCAGAGUCCAAAGACCAGGGCAGAACUUCAGCUGGGUAGAUGGAAGUACCUUUGAAUAUCAAGCGUGGCCACCUUACAAUGAUACAGAGGAUGUUGAAGAGGCGUGUUUGGGUGUUCAGUGGCGAACAUCUCCGGUGCCGUCGCAGCCGAGCGGACUCUACUGGUCGCAACAUAAAUGCGCUGUCACCGGAGGAUACAUCUGCAAGCGACGCCUCAACCCUGAACACAUCCUUAAGAACAACACUGUUGAAGGCAACUCAGGAGAACUGUCCAGCCCUAACCACCCAGGACUUUACGACAAUGAUGUGGACUACUGGGUACAUGUGGCUGGACCUCCGGACACGCGGCUAGUAUUUGUCUUCAACACCAUCGAUCUCGAGUACCAGAAUGAUUGCUUGUACGACUUCGUAGAAUUGAAGGAUGGUUUAAGUACCAAGUCUUCGCGCUACUGCGGCUCGCUGGGAGAGACGAGAUGGGUCGCCACCAGCAACCGAGCUACUCUGCAUUUUCAUUCCGAUUACAAUACUCAAGGUUCUGGUUUCUCGUUAUCUUGGCGCGCAGUAGAACUGGUCGGAUGUCCAUCUCAGACAUUCACCUCGAAGGAAGGUCAGCUGCGGAGCCCCAACUACCCGCACUUCUUGCUGCCCGGCCUCGAUUGCACUAUCGACAUACUCGCACCUUCAGGCAAGCGUAUAUUUCUUAACAUCAGCCAUUUUGAUUUCGGUUACGGAACAUUUGUGAACGGAAUCCCAAUAAACGUGUCUGAAGCAAUACCGGAGGAUACGUUCCUUGAGAUACAGAUAGAUCCCGACAGCACUCCGAUACGUCCCUUCGUUGACCCAAAGAUCCUGACGAACGGACUCUUCGUAUCACAAUCUGAAAUGAUGAGACUGAGGCUGAGGACCGGUGAGAACGUCACCGGCGCUGGCUUUCUUGCGUUAUUCAAGACUGUAAACUACCUAAACUUGAGCCACGUACUGGAACUAAGGGACUGGAGUUCCGGUAGACUGUCAGCCCCUAACUGGCCGGGAUCGCCUCCACUAAGAGCUAAGAUCUCCACUAGAAUCCUGGCACCGCACGGACACACUUUGUCUGUGGCCUUUGCGAAGACGCGCCUCGUCGCUCCACCAUCCAAAAUUUGGCCGUGUGGUGAAGGCAAAGGGUGGAUUGAGGUGAAAGACAGUUACACGGACAACAACGGCACGGAGUGGACGCUGUGCGAGGUAGGCAGGAGCAGCAGGAUGACAGAGAGCAGCGCACCGCUCAUCAUCAACUCCUACCUUCACUCGCUGAUGGUGACGCAGCACGCCGGCGACCGCGGCGUCAGCAUCGAUGUGUUGUUGCUCGUCAGGAAAGACCCUGAGUAUCACAACAAACUGUUACUUAUCCCCGAGGACACAAAUCUGGAAUCAUGUUACCCUAACCCUUGUCUGAAUGGUGGCCAGUGUGCUUCCGACGACGCGAAGAAUUUCUGCCAAUGCGCAGGAUAUUACACUGGUAUUUUCUGUCUUCUGACUGCAUGCGAGCGGUCACCAUGCGUGUUCGGCAACUGUUCGCUGUCUGUGGCUGAGGGCAGUGGCGGAGAUGCGUUUGCAUGCGCUUGCGCACGCGGCUGGCGCGGCCGGCGCUGCGCCGAGCGCACACGUCCCUGCGCCUCAGGACCCUGCAACCAUCGCGGCGCCUGCAUCGAGAGGGACGGAGGCUUCCUCUGCCAGUGCACGCCCACAUGGAAGGGCAAGAGGUGUGAGAUACCGAACCCUACGCCAAAAAUCGUAGGACUCGGAACAAGAAUGCUUCAUGAGCCAUUCUGGCUCGGCUUGAUAGCAGUCUUCUUGGUACUCGGCUUCAUCGGCCUCGUGUGGUGCGCCAAGAGACACUUCCCCGAGAAGAUAGAGAAGUUGCUCGCAGAGGAAGCGGACAGAUGUGCAAGACGUAAGUACACUUAA